AUGACCAAACACAGCAAGAAUGCAUCAUGUCGAGUCUUUUAUUCAAAUCAAGAGAAGGAUCGUUUGAGACAAGGAACACAACAAUCGAGGCUCGGAAGCGAGUCGAUGAGGCCAUUUGAUGCUUGUUGUUUGUGCAAUCAGCCAGUGUACAAACCUGCUGUGUCUAAAAGCGGAUUUUUAUAUUGCUACGAAUGUAUUCUUGAGAAUUUGGUGCAGCAAAAGAAAGAAAAUGAAAGAAAAAAAUUAGAGAUGGAAGAAAAGGAAAUAGAGGAGCAAAUUAAACAAAUUAAAGAAUCUGAAGAGAAGCAAUAUUUACAACUGGAGAGGAAAUUGGAUAUUUUACAAAAUAGUGUAGUAUCUAGUGCAUCAUCAUCGACCAAUUCAACUCCGAUAUCAUCAAGCAGCACUCCAACAAGCGAGAUUAACAAGAAGAAGAAGAAGAAAAUUAAAAAAUUAAAAACUACGGAUCCAAUGAAUCCAAAGGAAACGCUCAAGAUGAAGGAUCUAGUUAGAGUUAACUUCAAGCUAACAACAAAAGCUGAAGAAGAGGGAGAAUUAAUACCUGAAUUUAAUGUUAGAUAUGAAUGCCCAUGUUGCUUCAAGGUAUUCAAUAAUGCUUGUAAAGGAGCGUAUGUAGUGAGAGAAUGUGGUCAUGUGAUGUGUGUGACAUGUUUUGAUAAGUUUUGCAAAGAUAGCAAUGAAUGCUUUGUCUGUCAAGGAAAGGUUAAGAAGAAACCAAUCCGUUUAGUAUGUGCAAAUCUCGGCUUUGCGCAUAACGACGAACAUAGAGAGAGCGUAGUCGCCACCACUUGGACACCAACUAUGAAUAUAUCGUAA
Naegleria lovaniensis is the source of this 837-nucleotide messenger RNA. RefSeq lists its product as uncharacterized. Gene Ontology annotation, molecular function: ubiquitin protein ligase activity. Gene Ontology annotation, cellular component: nucleus. The transcript has a single exon. The record is from RefSeq and is a predicted model, not a curated record. NCBI's taxonomy places the organism in Eukaryota, Heterolobosea, Eutetramitea, Acrasida, Naegleriidae. The coding region runs from base 1 to 837 and encodes 278 amino acids.